Molecule: messenger RNA, 2640 nt
Organism: Durio zibethinus
Lineage: Eukaryota; Viridiplantae; Streptophyta; Magnoliopsida; Malvales; Malvaceae
Source: RefSeq, a predicted model, not a curated record
AAAGGUUUUUCGUAAUGCUAGUUUUUUCAUACUGCUAGUUUCAUACUGUACUUUUUUCUUAUCUAAAUUCUCUCUUUGCUAUCACUAUCCAUCUUAUCAUAAAAAGUAAAAUAACUCUUUCAAGGGCUUUUAUGUAACUUUGCACUUAUUUACCGCACGUUCCCAAAGUUUUUUCCAGAGAAAAUAACAUUUCCUUUUCAAAUCGGUUGCGCAAUUAAAGAUCCCCACUUUCCCUAAUCUUCCAGGUGACCCUUCAUCCUGCCUUUCCCUUUUAGCAACUGCAAGAAUCAGGCAAACAAUAAUUGAAAUCCUCUUUCAAUUUCAGCUUUAUUCCUUGAUUUCUUUUUUAAAGUUAUUCGAGAAACCCUAGUUUCCGAACUUGAAAGGUAAUGAGGCGGUGGUUUUAAUUCAAUAAUCUGAUUUCGUUUUUCUUUUUUUUUUUCUUUUGUUAAUUGCUGUAAUUUUAUCCGGAUAUAUUCAUUGGCGAAGGUCAAAAAAUUUUUUUUGAUUAAACUAAUCGAAAAGUUUCAAGCUUGGGGAAAGCUAAUCUCCAAAACGGAGACUCUGGAUUGAACUCGUGGCAUGCAACUCCUGAAACGACGCCGUCGUCGUUCUUAGUCAACAAAUUUUGCGGUAAUAAUGCAAUCGCAAAUUUCAAAUUUUAGGAAAUUAUAGAAGGGGAUUCCGUUCAUGAGAUGCAAUAACAGAAACCAUGGGAGAUGGCAAUAACACCUCAGGCAGAGGCAUUGCAGCCAACAAUACUACCUCAUCCAGCAACAGUGAGAAGCCGGAGUGGCUGCAUCAGUACAAUCUUCUUGGCAAGAUUGGUGAAGGUACUUAUGGUCUUGUGUUUCUUGCAAGAAUCAAGUCUCCAACAAAUCGCGGAAAAUGCAUUGCCAUAAAGAAGUUCAAGCAGUCCAAAGAUGGGGAUGGUGUCUCACCCACUGCCAUCCGAGAAAUCAUGUUGCUUCGGGAGAUUUCACAUGAGAAUGUUGUGAAGCUUGUAAAUGUGCACAUUAAUCAUGCAGAUAUGUCAUUAUAUCUGGCUUUCGAUUAUGCUGAAUAUGACCUCUAUGAAAUCAUUAGGCACCACAGGGACAAGGUUACCCAUGCCAUCAACCAAUACACUGUUAAAUCAUUGCUCUGGCAGCUGCUUAAUGGACUGAACUAUCUCCACAGCAACUGGAUCAUACAUAGAGAUCUAAAGCCAUCAAAUAUAUUGGUAAUGGGUGACGGUGAUGAACAAGGAGUUGUCAAAAUUGCUGAUUUUGGACUUGCAAGGAUUUAUCAAGCUCCCUUGAAGCCAUUAUCUGAAAAUGGUGUGGUUGUAACUAUUUGGUAUCGUGCACCUGAGUUGCUUCUUGGUGCUAAGCAUUAUACCAGCGCAGUUGAUAUGUGGGCUGUUGGAUGCAUUUUUGCUGAGCUUUUGACUUUGAAGCCACUUUUUCAAGGGGCAGAAGCCAAAUCCACACCAAAUCCUUUUCAACUUGAUCAGCUGGACAAGAUAUUUAAGAUCUUAGGCCAUCCCACCCUGGAAAAGUGGCCCACACUUGUAAAUCUUCCACAUUGGCAGUCAGAUAUGCAGCACAUUCAAGCGCACAAGUACGAUAAUGCUGGUCUUCAUAGUUUUGUUCAUCUUUCUGCCAAAAGUCCUGCAUUUGACCUCUUAUCUAAGAUGCUUGAAUAUGAUCCUCAAAAACGUAUAACAGCAGCACAGGCCUUAGAGCAUGAGUACUUUAGAAUUGAGCCCUUACCAGGUCGCAAUGCACUGGUACCCAGCCAACAUGGAGAGAAAAUUGUCAAUUAUCCUACUCGUCCAGUGGACCAGAACACUGAUUUUGAAGGGACAACUAGCAUUCAACCAUCACAACCCGUGUCAUCUGGAAAUGCAGUUGCUGGCAACAUGGGAGGUGCUCAUUCUGGGAGAAAUGGAUCUGUCAAUCGGCCUGUGCCACCUCCUCCCAUGCAAAGAAUGCCUCAGGGCAUGAUGGCUUAUAAUUUCCCUUCUCAGGCUGGAGUGGGUGGUGGAAUGAAUCCAGGAGGUAUGCCAAUGCAGCGGAAUCUUGCUGCCCAACCCCAUCAGCAGCAACAGUUGAGAAGGAAAGAUCCAGGAAUGGGCAUGACUGGAUACCCCCCGCAGCAAAAAUCAAGACGCUUGUAAGAAUUUAACUUCUAAUAUGUUGAUCAUCUAAAUGUAAUCAAGCACGAUGUUGUAUUCUUUCAAUUUCAGUAUAAUAUUAAACUUAUUUCAUGGAAUUUAUGACCCACUGACUUACGAGAUCUAUAAAUUUAUUGUUGUGAGCUCUUUUCCUGUCCAAUUGCUAACCAUGCUUCAAAUUCCAAGUCAUGGCCUGCUGUACUGUGAGCUCCCUCAGGUUCGAAAUUUCGGUUGGAUAGCCUUGCUGUCCUUGCUUGAUGAACUUUUUCCGUGCUGAAUCUAUUUAUACGUUGCAAAUUUUUGUUUGAUGACUCACGAUUUAACUCUUUGAAAGUUAGCGAAGAUAAGGUGCACAGGUGAGUCUAUUGACCCAUCUAUAGGCCUCCCAAACUCAAAGGUUACAGAUCUCAAACCUUGUUUGACUUUUUGUUAUUACGAGGGAAAACAUAGUACUAUCUUUAUCUUUCGUUGAGGUUCUUUUA